Molecule: messenger RNA, 2760 nt
Organism: Mycena indigotica
Lineage: Eukaryota; Fungi; Basidiomycota; Agaricomycetes; Agaricales; Mycenaceae
Product: RNB domain-containing protein
Exons: 2
Coding region: 1-2760 (919 amino acids)
Biological process (GO): mRNA catabolic process
Cellular component (GO): exosome (RNase complex); P-body
Molecular function (GO): RNA binding; 3'-5'-RNA exonuclease activity
Source: RefSeq, a predicted model, not a curated record
AUGCUGCGAGCCUGGUCGCAAUGCCGUCGUCUUCCGCGCCGCCGCUAUAGCAGCACGACCGGCAGGCUGACAGAUGCAGAGCUCAUGGAGUUCGACAGUCUUGCCGACGAGCUCAUAACGACUGCUGCAUUGCCCGACCCACCUGCAGGUUGGACAAGUAUCCACAAGGAGGAGAAACGCUAUGCGACUCUCAUCAAGACACGGGAAUCGGCAAGGAUGGCGUCGCUUCAAAAGACUACGUUCAAUUCAGUGGCGCCAACUGAGAGUGUCAAUGAUGAUACACCGUUCAUCCCAGGGACUUUUGUUGAACUGCGAAGAAACGAAGUAUCUUCCACAGGUGUUGUGCUGGGGGAAAAGAAAGCGGAUUCGCGGUCUUUUGUCGUCGUGUUGACUGCUUCGGGAGAGGUAUGGGAGACCAUGCGAAAUGACAUAUUCUUCGCCUCUCCCAACCUCGUGAUCCCUGCAAUGGCGGAGAGGUGUGGAACGGAAACCAUUGCGGAAGACAAGGCACAACUCAAUGCUCGAGUCAAAGUACUCCAGAGUAUCCGCGAGAUCCAGAACAGACUCGACCUCGCUGUGAAAAACACAGCUCGACGACGAGUUGAUAUCUAUGCUGCAACUAGGGCGAGACAGUCAGACCAGUGGGCCACCACGAAUCUAGCCCAAGCCACAAGUCUCCUCUAUAGCGACCCAACUCUGGUUCAAAUAUUUGCAACACAUGUGCAACUCAUGUCGGACUCGGAGCAUUUCGAACCGGCUGCAGAUUACCUCGUUAGUGGGAGGGUGUACAUCAGGCCUCAUUCACAUCUCGCGACCCUUAACAAGAUUCAAGAAUGGCGACGUCUUCCUGAUGGACCCAUACAAAGCUUUGUCAGCCGUGCUCGUUCAAUCAUAGAAGCAAACAAACAACGACACGAAGCGACUCGGAACGACACUCCGUCUUCAAAACUUGCAAAACACGUAUGGACUCAUGAUGACCAGCAGAUCAUUGACUUCCUACGCCGCGCCCUCCAACCUCGGCGUUCCGUACAAGAAGACCCAUACGCUUUGGGAAGGAACUUUAUCAUUCGUGAACUCUAUCCGUCCGUCCCAGCCACAGAUGAUGUUGUGCUGCAUCAGACUUUGGUUGACCUGGGCGUGUAUGCUCCAUGGCAAGACCUUGUCUCUUUGCGAGACAGACUGGAGCUCGAUCAGAGAGAGAUUGUCGACACUUCUCCUGUGGAGCGGCUCGUUAGACGCACGCUGUCCAUUAACUCUGCUCCAGCAAAACGAGAAAUUUUGGGGCCGGAAGACCUAUACCGCACCGACCCACUGGAUCAUCUUCGCCACGACUUUGCUCAGAUGCCAAUUUAUGUUAUUGAUUCGCCUGACGCUCAAGAACUUGAUGACGGAAUAUCCAUCGAACCUGUGGCCAACGAACCUGAUUCAUACUGGGUCCAUGUCCACAUUGCCGAUCCAGCUAGCACACUCCCCCCAACACACACACUCUCGAUGAUGGCAGCAAAGAAGAGCGAGACUGCGUAUUUUUCCCACCGUACUUGGCCUCUUUUCCCUCAUAGCCUGACGAAAUCGGGCCUGUCGGGAUUCUCUCUGACUGAGGGGAAGGAAAAUCGUGUUCUGACAUUCAGUUCCAAAGUGAAUGUGAACGGGGAUCUUAAACAGAGUGUUGUGAGGCCCGGAAUUGCUCGUAACCUGAUACGGUUCAGCUACGACCAGGUGACUGUGGCUCUGGACGGCGCGCCAAGUCACAUCCAGUACCCUCUGCUUUCGGAACCACCGCCAGCGCUGCAAUACGCGCCGAUUCCAGAAGCUCAUAUGGCCAAUCUCCGCCUUCUUAGGAUUGUUUGCCAACGUGUCAUUGCUCGCAGGCUGAAGACUGGCGUAGUCGAGGCAAACAACAGCACCCCCAGCAUCAUCAACUUUGCCAGUCCCGUUGGCAUUACCAGUCCGGCUACGAAGCCAACCGAGUUUUCUGGAUUCCCCACAUUCGACGUCAGCGUGCAAACGUACAGCGAUCUCUUCAAGGGAUCGGCAGGCAUAGUGGCCGAAUGCAUGAAGCUGGCCUGCAGGACCGCCUCGCGAUGGUGUCAUGAGAGGGAUGUUGAUGUUCUCAGGCGGACAGCGAUGCCGGUAGAGGGGACCGCUGCCAAUCUAAAAAAACUGCGGGCAAUGCGUGACGAGCGCGGCUAUGUCAACCCAAGAGCCUACAACGCGCUCACUCUCAACCCACCCACCGCGAUUUUAACACUCGAACCGGGACCCCAUUGGACCGUUGGAGCGCUGGAGGGCGAAGGAUACACACGGGCGACGUCACCUCUGCGCCGCUUCAGCGAUCUGCUCGUGCAUUACCAAAUCCACAGUGCCCUGCUUGGGAAGGAUUCGUUUUUCUCACGUGACUACAUGCAUGACUACAAACUCGCCCUUGCCUACCAAGACCGCCAGAAGAAAACCGCCAACAAGCACCACGUAAAGUACUGGGUGCUGAUGGCGCUGAAGCGGUAUAUGGAGGGCCCACGACAAGACGCGCUGGACUUGAACGAUCUGUCAGCGACAGUGAGUGCCUCCGUGCGAGUGAACAUUGUCCACAACACGCUGCAAUCCCCGGUCGACAUCCCGGCACUCGGUGUUCAGGCCAUGUUGAAAGAUGUACCCAAGGCUGUGGCCGAUUCGUGGACAAUUGGGGCCGAACUUCGUGUGAGAGUCAAGGAGGUGCAGUUGGGCCUCAGUCCAACAUUGAUCGUUACACCGAAAAGUAUGUAA